Molecule: messenger RNA, 1508 nt
Organism: Fusarium oxysporum Fo47
Lineage: Eukaryota; Fungi; Ascomycota; Sordariomycetes; Hypocreales; Nectriaceae
Exons: 2
Coding region: 435-1508 (357 amino acids)
Source: RefSeq, a predicted model, not a curated record
UCAUCUCGUAUCAUUCCCAACUCAACCCAGCCUUAGCAAUUUCUCCUCUUACAUCCUCAAAAUGUUACCCUUUCCACACCACAAACCACAACAAACGCCCACCCUUAGUGAGCCUCCCGCGUCGUCCCGAAAAAGAAGCCCGCCACUCGCUGCUGCACCGUUGUAAAAUUCCGGCUUAUACCCACUAAACGAGCGUGCGCGUCUCCUUUUGUGGAAUAACCGGGGUGUAGAAGGGACCUGCUCUUGGACUCACAGUUUAUCUGGAGUCUGGGUUAUGACCUCACAGUUUAUCUGGACGUCACGGGUCACCUGUCAGCGAAGCUGGUUAUUCUUUUAGGGCUGCGGUGGUCAAGGGCUUGGGUCUGCAGGUCAGGUACGUACGUGUCUCGGUAUGCUAAAUUAAUCGGUAGCGCGUCUUUCGGUUUGCUUUAGCCAUGGCGUCGGUCGAGGCCUCUGUCGACGCGUCAUUCGAGAUAGAUGAGGUCAAGGCAGUGCUCGGAUGGCAUCACGACGGUGUGCCGCAAUACCUCGCCGAGCCUGACCCCAAGAGUUCAUUUAUUCACUUUACACUACACUUCGAUACGACCCUCGCGCUUUUCGAAAUCUCAAUUCCCAUCAGCUAUAAGCAACACACCAGAACAUCAGCCAUCUGCAUUCGUAUCAACCCCCGAUCUAUCACCUCUCUUACACAAUCCAUCGUACGAGAUCUCCCCGAUGCCGCCAAACCCAUCUUUGGCUUUACAUCUGCAAUCUGUCUUGACUUUGAGCUCAACGAUGCAGUCACUGUCCUCAUUCCAAGCUUCAUCAGCGAGCCAGUCACAGCAGCCCGAAAACGUUCCGGCAUUAUCAUUAACUCGCUCUACGAGUUGACACAGGCAACCUCUCUGCGUAUUUACAUCCCAGAAGAUACACUGUCUCAAGGUCAGCUAGAGUUUCUCAGUACCGCGACUGCACAGCAGAAGCUGCAUCCAUUCUCCGGCCCCGACUAUGAUAUUGCUCGCUGGUUCUGGGGCCGUGGCGCAAAGGUUACAACUCUUCCGGCGCCACCCCCACCUUCAUAUAACAAAGCAACGGCCGACCAAGCGAAUAUACCCUUAUAUAGCGAAUCAAUAACCUUCGAUCCCCCGACCACCUCCCAUAAGCGCAAACGCAGCCAAGACGCCCAUAUUAAAGAGCUACAUGCCAUAAUCGACAAGCUACAAACACAGUCCACACAAUACGAGCAGAAGGCGCUAGAUCGAGAAACCGAGGUUACCAAUCUACGAAUACAACUUGCGCAAUGCGAGAAGAAAGUUCUAGCUCUCGAGACCGAAGUGGCAGCUCUGCGAGACGCCCAAGACAAUGCCGACAACACAGGGAGCGUGGAAAUAAGCGAGAUGCAAGAGAAUAUCCUCGAUCUCGAAGGAAAGAUAGACUAUGUUACAAGAGGGAAAGAUGAUGACGAUUUUGCGCAUAUCCUUAAGGAAGAUAUACUUAACGAACUCAUUGUGCGGAUAUCGCGUGGUUGA